GAAACGACAUCCCUUUCAUAUAUCCUCUUGGCAGAAAAGAAAAUCAGACGAAAACCUAGAAAAAUUGAUUCAAAAUGUACAACGGAAUCGGGCUGCAAACGCCGCGAGGAUCCGGCACCAAUGGAUACAUUCAGACCAACAAGUUCUUCAUUAGGGGGAAAUCCAACAAAGUGGUGACGGAUCCUUCGUCGAUUCGAGGCUUCGACGACGGUCAAGGAACCGCCGGAGUUACUCGGAAAGCUAACAAGGAAAUCCUUGAGCACGACCGGAAACGCCAGAUCCAGCUGAAGCUUCUUGUUCUCGAGGAGAAGCUUAUUGAUCAAGGAUACACUGAUAGCGAAGUUGCUGAAAAGUUACAGGAGGCUCGUCAAACCCUAGAGGCUGUUGCUGCAGCGGAAGAGGCUGCCGGUGGUGGUUCCGCUCCUGUCAAGACCUCCAAGUAAAUUCCGUUUUCUUAAUCUUUUAGUCUUUAAAUUUUGUUAAUUACGUAUGUUUCUUGAGUGAAGAAAAUAGUGUUGAUAUGUUUUUCUGAGGCAUUUUGGAGUGUAUUUGUUGAGUUUUUCGGAAUGGGGGGAAUUGUUUCAAGAUUGUUUUGUGCUGUCACUUUACUAGUGUCUUGUGUUUUGUUUUCUGAGUUUAUAUUUAUAUCUUGUUGCGAUGAUAAAAGAGAAAGCUUUUUCCUGCUUCGCAUACUUUUAAAGGUUGAAUUGGUUUGUCUAAUUGCUCUGUUGUUUUCCUGAUUUCCAUUUUAUUGGCGGUAAUUGCUCUUGCCAUCUGCAUGUUUUACUAUUUCGAUUUUUGUUUAGUACUAGUGCUGUUAAGUGGAUUGAUGUGUUUGUUCCUCUCACAGGGUUUCAGACACACAGACACACCAGAUAGCUGCAUUGAAGGAGCAGAAGUUAGAAACCUUCAAGGCUGCUCUAGGUAUCGGGGUCGAAACAUCCAAGAAGAAUUUUCAACUGGAUUCGGUCCCUGAAGAAGGAAGCGACGAUGAAACAAUGGAAGAUGAAGGAAACAAAUCGAAAAAUGGUAUGAAGGAUAAGAAGAAUGUUGAGGGAAGAGAUGACUCUAAUGCGCAAAAGAUUCGUGAGAGUAAACAAAAAAGAGAGCCUGGGGAAAUUUCUGAUUCAGAUGAUGAAUUAAAACACACAAAAAAAGAUCGGAGAAGUAGAAGGGCUGAUUCUAGCGAUGAUUCUGAUGUUCCUGUUGAGAAGAGGGGGCAGCGGUCCAUGAGGAAGGAGAAGAGGAGGAGCCGAAGGGAGGAGAGCGAUUCAACCAGUGAUGAAUCUGAUUCAGACUACAGUUCAGACUCCGAAUCUGAUGUAGAACGUGAGAAGUCUCGGCGAAGGAAUUUUGAUGAAAAGCCUAAUGCUAAAAGUCAAAAAGGCAAGCCUCCAAAAGUUAGACGCCAUGGUUCUGAGGAUGAAUCUGAUGGCGAUGACGAAAAGCGUCAGAAAGUCAAGCAGAGUUCGAAGAAUCGGCGGCAUGAUUCCGAGGAUGAAUCUGAUAGUGAUUCAGGAAAGCGGACUAAAGUCAAGCAGGUAUCAAGAAGUAGGGGCCAUGAUUCUGAUGAUGAAUCUGAUAGCGAGUCAGAAAAGCGUCGGAAAGUCAAGCAGGUUUCAAGAAGUAGGCGUCAUGAUUCAGAAGACGAAUCAGAUAGUGAUACAGAUAAGCGUCGGAAAGUCAAGCAAAUAUCAAAAGAUAGGCGUCAUGAUUCAGAAGAUGAAUCAGAUAGUGAUACAGAUAAGCGUCGGAAAGCCAAGCAGCUUUCGAGAAAUAGGCGCCAUGAUUCUGAAGAUGAAUCUGAUCGUGAUUCAGAAAAGCGGAAGGGGCAUUUAGAGAAGAGGAGUCAAUCUAGCAGAAAUUCUCGGUCAGAAAAAGGUGAACAUAUUCGCAGUGACAGGAAAAUGGAAACCAAAAGGACUGGUAAUGAAAAGGACAGGUAUCAAGAAGAAUAUCAUAAAGCAACCGAGAGAAAGGAAAAGAGUUCAUGGCGGAAUGACAUCAAAGGUGAUUCUGAUGUGGAUCAUGAUGUCGAAAAGAGGAAUAACAGGAUUGAUGUUCAUAGAAGACAUGAUUCAGAUGAGGAUACAGAUGAUGGAAGAAGGAAUAUGGACAGGCACCAGAGGAGUGACAGAAGUGACUCAGAGAAUGAUAAGAGGGAUAAUAGGCGUAGAAGUGAUAACAAAUCUAGAGAUGCCGACCCUUGCAAAGAUGUUGGAAAAAGUUCAACUGGCAGAAGUGCACAUGACAGAGAGAAAAACUAUUUGCAGGCUAGUGAUGAUAGGCGGGAGACGCAAAACUCCAGCAGACAGGAUUCAAGAAGGCAUGAAUCAGUGAAAGAUGCUGGUCCUGAAAUGCCAGUUUCUAAGAGGAAUAGAAAUGACCGAGAUGAAGAUGAUUAUGGUCAUAGAAGGGAUGGCCAGAAGAGGAGUAAGCUGGAGCAUGAUAGUAGGAAAGACGAUAAAUAUGCUGUAACUUAUGGAGGGGAUAAAAAAAUCCAUAGGAAUGAAGAUGAACGGCGAGGGGAAAAACAGAGAAGAGAUGAGGAUGAGUAUAAAUAUUCUGAACGCGAUAAAAGAAGUCAUAGGGAUGAAGAUGAACCACGAGGGGAAAAGCACAGAAGAGAUGAAGAUGAUGAUGAAAAUAAAUAUUCUAAACGGGAUAAAGGAAGCCACAGGGAUUUAGAUGAACCGCGUGGGGAAAAACACAAAAGAGAUGACGAUGGCGAGAAAUAUUCUGAUGCAUAUGGACGGAAUAAAAGAAGCCAUAGGGAUGAAGAUGAACGACAAGGGGGAAAACACAAAAGAGAUGAAGAUGCACCAAGGAAGCAUGCGAAAGAAGGGGAGAAGUUGGAAGAGAAGCUGGAGAGUAGAAGGCAUCAUAGAGAUAGAGAAUUGGAAUCUUCAAAAAGAGGUCGAUAUGAUGAUUCCUACUCCAGUGGGAGCAGAAGACGUGGUGAUGAUAGCCGAGAUGAUCGGCGAUCUAGACGUUGAUAAUGUGUUAAUGAUGGUCAAUAUAUUCAGAGGAGGAUGACUGUUAGUGCGUCGAAUAUUGUCAUGGCUCCUCUGUGGUACUGUUGGGUCAUUUCGUGCUUACUUUGCAAGUUUGAGCAACCAAUGGGUUUUUUGACUGCUUAACAGGUGUCACAAAGCUCAGUCUUUCUCCGGAGCAUUUCCUCAUUUCCAUUAGGAUGUACACCAUCUCCUUACUGGAUUUUGUAAUCUGGGAUUUGUGGAGAAUAUACUUGGUUGUACUUUUCGAUUCUAUUUUGUUCUAAGAGUGCUUCUUUUUUUUUUUUUUUUUUUUUGUUUUCCCCUUGUGCAUUUGUGUAUUGGCCUUCUCGUUUAUGUAUUGUCCACAUAUAUGAAUAAUAUAUCAAUCAAAAUCUCAAAAUUAAUACAUGUAUUCAUCAAAAAAUUUGUGGAUAUAUGCAAUGUCAUAGUUCCAAUUAGGUUUUGUUGGUAUGUUUGUUUC
This is a messenger RNA of Oldenlandia corymbosa var. corymbosa, 3477 nucleotides long. NCBI's taxonomy places the organism in Eukaryota, Viridiplantae, Streptophyta, Magnoliopsida, Gentianales, Rubiaceae. The record is from the annotation of a GenBank genome assembly.